Fusarium graminearum PH-1 is the source of this 1776-nucleotide messenger RNA. RefSeq lists its product as uncharacterized. The transcript has 3 exons. Bases 1 to 1776 code for a protein of 591 amino acids. The record is from RefSeq and is a predicted model, not a curated record. NCBI's taxonomy places the organism in Eukaryota, Fungi, Ascomycota, Sordariomycetes, Hypocreales, Nectriaceae.
AUGGCUGAGAAAGUACAACGCCAAAAGGGCGUUUCGCUAACGUGGUUAGCUGCGUUGCCUGUUCUUCUGGCAGCUGCUUUCACAGCGUAUCCUGAUGUGCUUGGUAAAUCGGGACCAGAACCUGCGCCUUCUGUGACGAUUAAACAGGGCACCAUCAUUGGGAAAUUCGUUGAUGAUGGCACGUUUCCUAAGCCCUUAGAAGGGUUUAUGGGGAUUCCUUAUGCUGUUCCUCCUGUUGGUGAACGGCGGUUCAAACAUGCCGAGCCAGUAGGGGCAAGUAAUGAGACCACUGAAGCCUAUUACUUGGGACCUAGAUGUCCUGGAAUACAACUCGUUCCUUUCCUCAAAGAUCCCAUCCUUGGUCCAGACUACGAAUCAGAGGAUUGCCUCACCAUCAACGUCUGGCGCAAGAAAGGCCAUACUCCAGAAAAGGGGAAGUUACCGGUCGCUGUGUUAAUCCCAGGCGGUGCGUUUAAUCGGGGUGCAGCACGAAUGCAUAAUUCACAUACUAUGCUUGCGUUCUCCGAAGAGCCGUAUAUUGCUGUCAGCAUGCAAUACCGUAUCGGUGUAUUCGGCGGCUUGAACACUGAGUUGACCGCCAAAGAAGGACUUUUGAAUCUUGGAUUGAAGGAUAUGUAUGUUGCACUUGAGUGGGUGCAGGAGAAUAUCGGGGCGUUUGGUGGUGAUGCUGAUGAUGUUACAAUCAUGGGGUUGAGCGCUGCUGCUCAUGGUAUUGGACAUCUCAUCAUGGAUAUAAAUCAGCCGAAAAAGCUCUUUCAUAAAGCGAUAAUGGACUCAGGCGCUCAUACAGCGCGUGCAGUUCAUCCCCCGGGUGCAUCUCUCAACUCACAGCAUUUUCGCGAGCUCUUGGAUCUGACGCCAUGCUCUCACUUUAAGAAUCUCAAAGACCCCAAGAUCUUGACAUGUCUGCGUGGUCUUCCAUCUGAAACAGUAGACAAGGCAGGCAAAAAAGUCUUUAGACGCUCAGAUCCUUCUAUUCGCUGGGCUUGGCAGCCUGUCAUUGACAACGACAUCAUUUCGCGCCGACCGAUUGAGGCGUGGAAGUCUGGAAAGUUUAACAGAGUUCCUAUUCUCACUGGAUCGGCGGCGAACGAGGGUGCUUAUUAUGUACCGCUCAAGGCUGAUAAACCAGACGAGUUUACGGGUUUCUUCAAGAGUCUUUUGCCGCAUCUCACGAGCUCCGAGGUUACGGAGCUGGAGAAGUUGUAUCCUGAUCCUUUAACACACCCUGAUUCACCGCAUGUCGAUACACGUGGUAUUCCUGGUGUGGGAUCACAGUACAAACGACUCGAAACAGCUUAUGGGCACUACGCGUACACAUGUCCUGUACGCCAAACAGUUAUCUGGGCAACAUACCACGAGUCUGCGCAACCAGCAUACCUCUAUCACUGGGCUCUGAACAAGACUGCUCUGUUUGGCGCUAAUCACGGCGACCAGAUGAGAUACCAGACAUUUAACAGAGAAGUCCGCGAGAUAUCACCUGCGCAGAGGGAAGUAUCUGGGCAGUUUCAUGCGUACUGCACGAGUUUUAUCACGAAGGGUGGUGAUCCGAAUGCUAUUAAGGGAAAGUUUGCGCAUAGACCGGAAUGGACGUCUUUUGAGAAUGGGAAGGGCAAGACGAUGAUUCUGGGGAGAGGGAAUGAUGAGAGGGCUGGAGGGGUUGGGGUUGGAAAGGCGGCUGAACUGGUGGAUUUUACAUGGGGGGAUGAGCAGUGUGAGUUUUGGUGGAGGGUUUCUAGUAAGUGGGAGGACUAG